Messenger RNA from Acromyrmex echinatior (Panamanian leafcutter ant), 2583 nucleotides. It is a transcript of the gene Sugb, whose product is annotated as Sugar baby transporter. The record is from RefSeq and is a predicted model, not a curated record. Gene Ontology annotation, cellular component: membrane. Lineage: Eukaryota; Metazoa; Arthropoda; Insecta; Hymenoptera; Formicidae.
GGCGAAUCACUGGUCUGGUGUUAUAACACAGCUGACGGUGGUGCAAUCUGAAACCCUCGCUGUAAGCAAAAAAAAAACAACGAGAACGUGAAUGGACACGCACGUUUAAAAUGUUUGAAUGUGCCGCAAACUGAGUGGAACGACGUACGGUGCGCGUCUCGUAAACGCGCGAGACGGAACGACGCUACAACGCCGGUGGCUCGCAAUUCGCAACACGCAACUAGGAAUAUACGGUAGUACACGCAUCGAGGAUUGAGGAAUCCUCUAUUGCGUAACGGAUCGACAGAGAAAGAGAGAAAGAGAGAGAGAGAAAUAGAAAAAAGAAGAGUACACUCGUUAAAACACCAGACAGUCACUUUAUCUGUGAUUCACGCGAUAUCGAGUGUUCCUCGAGUGUGUGAUACGCAGCUCAAUACGAUCACAGUAGAACGAUUGGCUUAUUGAAUUCGUUCAAAGUACAUGGGUUCGGCUGCGUCAGGUCUUAGUUGAACGUCACGCGAGAUGUUGCAUCACUCCGGAGCUCCGGUCUAAUCCGCGAAAAUCGCGUCCAAGAUACGAGCAGAUUAAUUACACAAGUAAAAAAUAUACUUCAAGUGACUAUAAGUCUAAAUCAUGUUACAAAACGUGAAUAGGGAACUAGCUCCUAUAAAGUCACAUUAUUUUCUUUUUAAUGCUGCGACAGGGCCAAUGGUACAAUUUUUACCAACAAUUGGAAAGCAAUUGGGCUUCUCUGCAACAGUGGUCGGUACAAUAUAUACAGUAUUACCAAUUUCUGGGCUAAUUGCAAAGCCACUGUUCGGAGGUCUGGCUGACAAGUUUAAAUUGCAUAAAACCAUCUUCUUGAUAUUCGAAGCUAUUCUGGCAAUAGCGUUUUUCUCUAUUUAUUUCAUUCCUGGAAUAGAUAAGAAUGCAAAUGUUACUCUAAUUUGCGAUAAAGGUGUGUCAUACUUAGAGAUUUGUCCACAGAUUGAAUUCUCAAAGAAGGCGUUAAGCGCCGUAAUAUUAGAAAAUAUACACACUAACACAGUCUGCCAGUUAUCUUGCAAAGGAGUAUCUCAUGGUUUCUUAGAAUUGUCUGGCAAAAAUAUUUCUACGAACAGCACAUUCGAGCUUGGUGCAGGACUUGAAUAUCAAGAUUUACUUACGAAGAACUGUGUGAAUGUGAGACUACGUACGUUUCUCGAUGACACUGCACAUGUUCCAAUAUGUGGGGAUCAGUUGAGAACUUCAUGUACAGCAAUUUGCCACAAUAGUAGUGCGUUCAAUCAUCUUCUGCAAGAAGCUAAGGAUUCGCAAAGUGAUAUGAAACAUUCUACAUAUCAGUUUCAUUUAUUUCUAUGGGCGGCUAUCAUCAGUUGGAUUGGAAUGGCUGUUGUAGUUAGCAUAGCCGAUGCCAUCUGCUUCGAUCUUCUUGGUAAUGAAAAAAGGAAUGAUUACGGAAAACAGAAAAUGUGGGGAAGCCUUGGUUUCGGUAUUUUUGGUAUAAGUGCAGGUUACCUGAUAGAUCUUUCCAGCAAAGGACAAUACGAAAAAGAUUACACUAGUAUAUUUUAUAUUAUGCUAGUGGCCAUGUUCGCCGAUAUUUUGGUGUCUGCAACAUUGAAAAAAAAAAAUCCAGAAUGCUCUGCGGACGAGCCGUCGCUAUUUCGGGAGCUAUUAAGCGUUAUCAAAGAAGGAAGGGUAUUGGUAUUUGCUUGGUGGUGUAUAGGCGCCGGGAUGUGUACAGCAGUCAUUUGGAACUUUCUGUUCUGGUACAGCGAAGAUAUAGCGGCCACUUCUCAUAUCACAUGGAGUAAAACUUUGCAGGGUCUGAUGACCGGUGUUCAAUGUUUCCUAGGAGAAUUACCCUUCAACUUUGUAUCAGGCAGAGUACUGAAAAAACUUGGCCACGUUAACGUCAUGAGUCUUGUGUUGCUUAUCUAUGCAAUUAGAUUUAUGGCAUAUAGCAUUAUAUCGAAUGCCUGGCUGUUUUUAAUUCUUGAAUUGCUCCAUGGACCUUCAUUUGGUCUAUGUUGGCCAACGAUGGUGUCCUAUGGUGAUAAAGUGACACCAUCCGGUACAAAAGCCACUAUGCAAGGAUUCAUUGGUGCUGUUUUCGAAGGAAUUGGAGUGGCAAGUGGUAGCUUCAUAUGUGGUUGGUUACUAGAUUCUUACGGAGGUGUUGCAACAUUGAGAACUUUUUCAGUAGGUGCUCUUUUGUGGCUAAGCGUCUUUUGGUUAAUGGAACUUUUGUUGAGGAAGUUAAAAGCCUAUCCGCUAUAUCGAGGCCAUAAUCGUGAAUCUGGCGAAUUAUGCCAAUCCAGAUGAUGCUAUUCUUAUGACAAUAAGUCAAGAAUUACAAACUUAUUAGUUUAGGACAAUUUUAUAAUAUUAUAAUUUUAUAAUUUUAUAUUUUAUCCAUAUAUUUUCAUUGAUAAAUCAAUGAAAGAACUAUCGCACGAUUGAAAUCAAGCAAAGUUGAUUUUUCACUGCAUUUGUACAAAUGAAAGAAAUAGUUGUCUUAUCGUGAUACUUUGUCUUUUUGUAAUAUUAAAAAAAAAUCAGUAUUAUAUAUACCAUACAAAAAUGUAAAUUAUGUCACGU